This is a messenger RNA of Phalaenopsis equestris, 3190 nucleotides long. RefSeq names its product mannosylglycoprotein endo-beta-mannosidase-like. The record is from RefSeq and is a predicted model, not a curated record. Gene Ontology annotation, biological process: carbohydrate metabolic process. Bases 5 to 2929 code for a protein of 974 amino acids. Gene Ontology annotation, molecular function: hydrolase activity, hydrolyzing O-glycosyl compounds. Lineage: Eukaryota; Viridiplantae; Streptophyta; Magnoliopsida; Asparagales; Orchidaceae. The transcript is spliced from 11 exons.
AGGAAUGGCGACGUUGGGGAAGAUGAAGCUCGAUUCUGGGUGGCUGGCAGCUAGAUCGACGGAAGUGGAGGCAACCGGAGUGCAGCUCACCACUACUACGCCUCCCUCUGGUCCUUCGUCUCCCUGGAUGGAGGCCGCUGUACCGGGCACAGUUUUAGGGACGUUGUUGAAGAAUAAACUGGUUCCAGAUCCCUUUUAUGGAUUGAACAAUGAAGCGAUACUUGAUAUUGCUGAUUCUGGGAGAGAGUACUAUACAUUUUGGUUUUUCACUACAUUCGAGACUAAACUGAUGGAAAAUCAACAUGCAGCUCUCAACUUUCGUGGAAUCAAUUACUCAGGGAAAGCAUAUUUGAAUGGGCACGAAAGAAUCCUACCAAAAGGAAUGUUUCGAAGACAUUCUUUAGAUAUCACUGAUAUUCUUAACCCUGAUGGGAAAAAUUUGCUUGCUGUAAUUAUCUAUCCUCCCGAUCAUCCUGGAGCAAUUCCUCCUCAAGGAGGUCAAGGUGGUGAUCACGAGAUUGGAAAGGAUGUUGCUGCUCAGUAUGUUGAAGGCUGGGAUUGGAUGACCCCAAUAAGGGAUAGGAAUACUGGGAUUUGGGAUGAAGUAUCAAUUUCAAUCACUGGUCCUAUCAAGCUAUCCGAUCCACAUCUGGUUUCAUCAUUCUUUGAUAACUAUAAGAGAGCAUAUCUACACACCACGGUUGAUUUGGAAAACAAAAGUUCAGCGCCUGCAGAGUGUACCUUAACAAUCCAAGUGUCAGCCGGAUUAGAUGAAGAGAUUUUUCUACUAGAGCAUCAUCAUUCAUAUGAACUAUCUGUCACGCCUGGGUCCCUUGUGCAUUACACACUUCCUCCAUUAUUCUUUUACAAGCCAAAUUUGUGGUGGCCCAAUGGCAUGGGUAAGCAGUCACUAUACAACAUUGAAAUAAGUGUUGAUGUGAAAGGAUUUGGUGAGUCUGAUUCAUGGUCUCAUCAGUUUGGAUUUCGGAAGAUUGAGAGCACAAUAGAUCAGGCUACUGGUGGAAGAUUAUUCAGGGUAAAUGGCCAACGAGUUUUCAUCCGAGGGGGAAAUUGGAUAUUGUCUGAUGGGCUUUUGCGACUUUCAGCUAAACGUUACAUGACAGACAUAAAAUUUCAUGCAGAUAUGAACUUCAAUAUGCUUCGUUGUUGGGGAGGUGGAUUGGCUGAGAGGCCAGAAUUCUAUCAUUAUUGUGAUAUUUAUGGUCUGCUGGUUUGGCAAGAGUUCUGGAUAACGGGUGACUGUGAUGGAAGAGGCAUACCUGUAUCAAACCCUAACGGUCCAUUGGAUCAUAACCUUUUUCUUCUUUGUGCACAAGACACCAUCAAGCUUCUUAGGAACCAUGCUAGUCUUGCUCUCUGGGUUGGUGGAAAUGAACAAACUCCUCCAAAAGACAUCAACUCAGCUCUUAUGAAUUACCUAAAGCUACAUCCUCUAUUCAAGUUUUAUGAUGAAAAUUCCAAUGUUUGUGAAGAUUUAUCACAAGAAUCAACUGAUCCUAGUCAAUAUCUUGAUGGAACCCGUGCUUAUGUUCAAGGAUCAAUGUGGGAUGGUUUUGCAAAUGGGAAAGGUGAUUUUACUGAUGGCCCAUAUGAAAUACAAAAUCCAGAAGAUUUCUUCAAGGAUGAUUUCUAUCAAUAUGGUUUCAAUCCUGAGGUUGGAUCUGUGGGGAUGCCAGUUGCAGCUACUAUUAGAGCCACAAUGCCACCAGAAGGGUGGCAAAUCCCAUUGUUUAGAAAGCUCUCCAGUGGCUACAUAGAAGAAGUUCCAAAUCCAAUAUGGACCUACCAUAAAUAUAUCCCAUACUCAAAACCAGGAAAGGUCCAUGACCAGAUCGAAUCAUAUGGUCGCCCAAAGAACCUCGAUGAUUUUUGUGAAAAGGCACAACUUGUAAAUUAUGUACAAUAUAAAGCCCUCCUUGAAGGAUGGACUUCUCGAAUGUGGACUAAGUACACUGGUGUUAAUAUCUGGAAGACGCAGAAUCCAUGGACUGGUCUAAGAGGUCAGUUUUAUGAUCAUCUCCAUGAUCAAACAGCAGGUUUUUAUGGCUGCCGCAGCGCUUCUGAGCCUAUUCAUGUGCAGCUCAAUCUAGCCACCAACUGCAUUGAGGUAGUGAACACCACAUCAGAUGAACUGUCAGGUGUAUCCGUAGAAGUUUCAGUUUGGGAUCUUGAUGGUAAAUGCCCAUAUUACAAUAUUACAGAGAAACUUUCGGUGCCGUCGAAAAAAGUAUUACAGAUUGUCGAACUCAAAUAUCCAAAAUCAAAGAAUGCAAAACCGGUCUAUUUUCUUCUGCUCAAACUUUUCAGAGUGUCAGAUACAAGCAUUAUAUCAAGAAACUUGUACUGGUUGCAUCUGCCAGAUGGUAAUUACAACACGCUGGAGCAUUAUCGUGCAAAGAAAGUGCCACUGAAGAUUACUUCUCAAAUAUCUGCCACAGGCUCCACUUACAAAAUGCAGAUGAAUGUUCUAAAUAUGUCUAAGAACCUAAACUCUGGAAUCCUAAGAAAUCUGUUAGAUAAUAAGAAUUGGAGUGAUAAUCAGGAAAGCAGGUCAGUGGAUCAUGUUGAAGAACUUGAAGCAGCAAGGACUAAAAAUGGUGUAUUUGGUAGGAUUUGCAGUGCCCUCCAAUUCUCAAAACUGGAGAAAGGCUGGAGGGUGUUUGAAGUUACUGGAUCCGAGUCUGGAGUGGCUUUCUUCCUCCAUUUCUCUGUUCAUGCUGCAAAGAAGGUGGAAGAAGAAGCUGAUGACACUCGAAUCCUUCCUGUUCAUUAUUCUGAUAACUACUUCUCGCUGGUUCCGGGCGAGUCGAUGGCCAUUAACAUCUCUUUUGAGGUUCCUCAAGGGGUCACACCGAGGGUUGUUCUUCACGGUUGGAACUACCAUGGCCGUGAUUUCUAUGUCUGCUGAUAAUUAGUAAAUCUCUAUCCUUAAUUUAACUUAUUGGUUGCAGAUUGCAAUGUGCGUGUUAUUCUUAUGAAACAGAUAAUUACUAGCAAACUAUGGUUGCUUUUAUCUCUCUUUGACUCUGAUCUUAGAAUGGUUUGCAUGCAUUGUGGAAGGGUUUAGCUUACUGGUUAAAUGUACUUUUUUUAAUAAGAGUUUUCAUGCUUUGAACGUGCAGGAAAAAAAAAGUUGUAUUUGGAUGUUUUAAUAGCUAUGAUAAGAUUG